Messenger RNA from Hibiscus syriacus, 669 nucleotides. RefSeq lists its product as uncharacterized. The transcript is spliced from 2 exons. Bases 1 to 669 code for a protein of 222 amino acids. The record is from RefSeq and is a predicted model, not a curated record. Lineage: Eukaryota; Viridiplantae; Streptophyta; Magnoliopsida; Malvales; Malvaceae.
AUGACCCACGACUACGGCUCCGACACCUCCUGGCUCUUUCAGAAGAUUUGCAUCAGUUUUUCCACUUGGGGUUAUGCUAUUUUCGCCGCCAAUCUCUUCGGUCAUGGAAGAUUCAAUGGUCUCCGUUGCUACUUAGGUACUUUCCACUGGAGUGGCCGUAUUGAAUCAUCACCGCCAUCGACAUUGGAGUUCCAUUGGGAAAAAGAAGACAUAUGUCACAAUACCUUUGAAAACGAUGAAGAUUUAACUCCACCUCCAGUUCCUCCUAACACAUUAAAGAAAAAACGACGAUGCAGAAAAAGGAAAACGACGCCGAAAAAUUGGAUGAGCACCUCGUCGGUCGAGAGCGGAUUCUUUACCAGCGGAAGCUUUGAAGACUUUGGUAUUAACGACAGAGAAACGGAAACCCUUGUUUCAUCUUCGAGGAGCUUCUCUAAUGAUUCCCCCUCAGAGAUGUUCAACACCAACUUAAAAAUUAUACUGAAAACAAAGCCUACGAGGCAAAGCAAGAAGAAACCUAAGAAAAUUAAGAAGACAAGAAGGUACGCUAUAAGAUUUUCGUUAUCGGAGAGCGAAUCGCCAGCAAGGUUGUCGAGCUUCUUGCAAUGGAUGAUACUGUGCACGGUGGAUGGCAGAGUGAGGGAGAGUUUUGUGGUGGUGAAGAAAUGA